This is a messenger RNA of Monopterus albus (swamp eel), 5309 nucleotides long. It is a transcript of the gene ulk4, whose product is annotated as unc-51 like kinase 4. Gene Ontology annotation, biological process: protein phosphorylation. The transcript has 37 exons. The coding region runs from base 69 to 4151 and encodes 1360 amino acids. Gene Ontology annotation, molecular function: protein kinase activity; ATP binding. NCBI's taxonomy places the organism in Eukaryota, Metazoa, Chordata, Actinopteri, Synbranchiformes, Synbranchidae. The record is from RefSeq and is a predicted model, not a curated record.
UUCCCGGUUGGAAUUACGUGGCCCUCUAGUCUUCCGCUAACAAACAGUGGCGGGUUGUUGCAGAGCAGAUGGAGAACUUCAUCCUCUAUGAAGAGCUUGGGACGGGCAGUAGCUCUGUUGUCUAUAAAGGAAGAAGAAAGGGCAGUCUUAGCUAUGUAGCCAUCAUCUGCACGGACAAAGCAAAGAGACCUGAGAUUACAAACCAUGUACGUCUCAGCCACGAUCUGGAUCAUGAAAACAUAGUGAGUUUCUAUGAGUGGUAUGAGACAAGUAACCAUCUCUGGUUGGUAGUGGAGCUCUGUACAGGUGGUUCCCUGGAGUCUGUGAUUGCUCAGGAUGGAUGUCUGUCAGAAGAUGUGGUGAGGGGGUUUGGAUGGGACUUGGUCAAAGGACUAAAACACAUCCAUGAAUUAGGAAUUGUUUUCUCUGACCUGACCCCUACUAAGAUCCUGCUGGAUGGUAGUGGCAUCCUGAAGUUUGGUAACUUCAGUCUGUCCAAGGCAGAGGGAGAGACAAUGGAGGAUUUCUUUACCUUGCUCUAUACAACCGAGGAGGCAGAGGAAGGAGAUGACAAGGAGAAGACUGACAACAUUAGAAAAAGAUUACGAGGUUCUCCAACUUACAGUGCUCCAGAGGUUUUGCAGGGAUCAGAAACCAAUGUGAGCUCUGAUCUCUGGGCUCUGGGCUGUAUACUCUACUACAUGUACACUGGUAAACCUCCAUUCUGUUCUGACAGCUACACUGAACUGGCAGAGAUGAUUUUACAUCAGGAUCCACCACCUCCCAGACAGACAGUGUUUGCAGCCAGUCCUCCUAGUGAGGACUUCCAGAAUCUUCUGAAAGGCUUGCUCAACAGAAACCCAGAUAAGAGGAUGGCCUGGCCAGAGUUGUUGGCCCACCCUUUUUGGACACAAGUACGGGAUGAGGAAGAAGAUGUGGAAGGUGUAGAAGAGGAGGAAAACACCUGCUAUGAGGAAGUUGGUCAAGCUAGAUUGGGACACACAGGGAUACCUGACCCUUUCCUUCCAGAACAGGCAGAUGAGUUUCCCUGCAACCAAUUGACCAUCCUCCAGCCAGUCCAUAGAAUUUCUGAGGAAUUAAUGUCAUCACAGACAGAAGUUUCAACUAAUGACAGACUAUCUGACAGAGGGACUGGUAGCCAACAAGCUGUCAGACACACAACCCGUAGCACCUUAAGGAACAGCCAAGGCUUGGAUAGAGAGGUGGCAACAGAAGAUCACCCCAGGCUAGAUAGGGCCCAGCAGUUGUGCCAACCACUGCUGGCCAAUACAUCAUUCACACUAGGUAACGUAUCAGAGCUCAGGCCAAAAAGUGGUGUGGAUGAGGACAACACAGAGGCCAUUUUUCUGCUCAGUUCUCGUGCCAACUCUAGAAGGAGCUGCAGUACCUCAGACUCUCCAAACCAGAACCCUGUACCUCAGGCCAGCACUGACAUCACAUCAUGUGUGAAAGCUCUUCUCCACACUGACUCUGAUCUGACUGUGACACCAAUCAUAGACAACCCCAAGAUUUUUAAGAGUCCUCCUGUGCGUUUUGAUCCAAAAACACUUUGUGUACCAGCAUAUUCAGUUGAGAAGCUGCAGUCUCUGAAUGAUGAACAGUGGACUGUCUUCCUCUUAGAGCUUUGUUCAUCUCUUGAAGAACAGAAUCCCUCCACUCCUCUGUCUUCCUCCACUGCUGCUCCUCCAUCCUCCACAGCCAUUCGCUCCAGACUCAACCUGCUCUGUUACCUAUGCUGUGUGGUUGGACAUAAAGUUAUUGCCAACAGGCUGAUUGCCUCAGAAGUGUUUCCAACAUUAACCCAGCAGUUACGACAAGCUCCUAACUGGGAUGUGCGGAGUAAGGUUCUCAGAGUGAUGGGUCUACUGGCUCUGCACUGUACUGAACUCGGGGAGGAGAGUCCUGUUUCAGAGGCUGUGUCCACACUGACAGACCUGUUGAGGGACAAUCUGAGGAACAGUAAAGUAAAGCAGUUUCUGUUGCCACCACUUGGGGAGUUCCUCUACCUCAUUGCCUCUCAGGAAGAGAAGCGAGGUUCCCCAGAGGGACUGUGGUUCGUUCCCGCUGCCGCCUACACUGGCUUAAUGAGGAGCCUGCGGGAAGGGGAUGAUUUCAUAGUUCAUCACAUGGCUGCAAAAGCCAUAGAGAACAUCUCUGCCACCAUUUCUGGCCCGUCCCACCAGCUGGCUACCACAGAGAUAGGCUGCACUCUGUGGUACCUGUUCACUCACUCCACUGUGGAAGCUGUUAGAGUCACUGCCAUCUCUUCUCUUUCUAGGCUAACCCGGCUGGUCCCAGCAGUCUUUUUGGCAGUGAUUGACACCUGUGGCCCUGCGGCCAUUUUGGAGGGUGUGAGUGGUGCAGGGGCCAGAGUCCAGCAGCACCUGCUCACUGCUACGGCCACUGCCUUAGUCACCUCACGCAUCCAAACGCAUCGCGUCACACAGAGCAGGGAUUUGGUGUUGAAGGUGCUGCGAUGUCUAGAGAGUCCAUCCACAGUAACGAGAGCCAAAACAUUACUACUACUACUGUUACUAAUACAGGACAACACGCACACUCUGCUUCACUGCUGUCAGAACAGACUUGUGAUGUACCUGGAGAGAGACCUGCGCAAAGCCACCCCCCUGAGAGAGAAUCCCAGCCAAUCAGGAUACCUGUCUCAGUGUCUAGACUUAAUGAUUGGAUAUCUGGCUAGCACUGCACCGCUGAUACUGAAGGAUGUCUUAAGUGCAUUGAAAGGUGUGAUCAGGCGGAGGCACCCAUCUACUGCUCAGAGCAGACAGCUUAAACACACUUUGCCUACAGUGUCUGUAGUGCUGGAGCUGCUUUCAUCACAAGUUUUCAGAUCUCGGAUUGUUACUGAAGAGUUUCUGGCACAAAUUGGAUUACUGCUUAACUACAUCACCUCUAUAGACACCAGGGAAACAAAUCUGGCCAGUGCUGUGGGUCCAGCAGUAUGUGAGGAGCUGAUUAGAACAUCUCUGUCCAUUGUGGAAGUCCUGAGUCAGCACCAAACUCUCAUCACUCCACACCACAGCACUGUUGUGGAUGCCGUCCUGCCUCCUCUGACAACCCUGGCUUUCAGCAGAAAUGUGGAGUGGUGUGUUUUUGUUUUGAGGGUGCUGUCCGAACUCAGCCUCGUCCUGCUGGUCCACGAUGGUGAUGGUACUGAUGAACAUGACAAGGAAGACGGAAGGGCUACAGAAAGAGCUGAUGGGACCUCUUCCAGUCAAAUCUUGGCUGUCAUCACUAAAUCUUUGCUUCCAAGGUAUGAGUCUCUCCUUCGAGCAGCAGAGCCUGUCCCACUCUACGCAGUCAAACUGCUGGUAUCAAUGACUGAGCACAGUACGCAGACCUGCAGAUUGAUCAAGCACAAUAGGAUCCUACCAACAGUUUUUCAGCUCAUUAUGGAUAAUGGUAGCAGUGUUACCAGUGGGAUGGUUCAGAAUGCAGUAGUCUUGCUAUGUAACAUUAGUGGAGACGCAGCCUUGGACCUGGAGCCACUACACCAACAAGGCCUAAUCGAGGUGGUGGUGAAUACCCUGUCAGAUGCUGCAGUGGCCCACCUGGAUGCAGAGGGGUAUGCUGGGAAGAAGAUCGACCAUCCACUGUUACAAGCUCUUCUGGAACUACUUCAUAACAUACUAAAGCAAACAUCAGCUGUUGUCCGCUCCGCACUUCAGAGCCAGAGGCUAUCUUGUCCAGCAGUAGAGACGGAGGCAGCAGAGAAGCUGCUCCUAGCCAACAGACCCCUGAGCCAACUCAGCAAACACCUCAUUCAAAUGCUAUCUACUGAAAACCAGGAGGUCUGGGAGGAGUGUGUUCAGUGUCUGUCUCUACUGGUCCAACUGUAUGGUGGAGAGGGUCACGAUUGCCUGUCACCUUCCUGCUUGCAAAGCCUUUCACAUGUGCUGCACACACACAUACACUCCGAGACCCCCCGAAUGCAGCGCACAACACUUAGGAUCAUCAAACGACUGGUACAGACUGCAGACAGAUCUGAUUGGUUAGAGUGUCCUGAAGGGGUGAAGCUAGUGAGUCUACUGCAGGAUAUGACUACAUCCAGCAGGUGUCAUGCUGACGUGGUUCCACUGGCUGCUGAAAUCCUCCAGGAGAUCUCGGGAUCCUGAACAUUUUUCAUCUUUAAGACUGACAUUUGGAACUUUUUACCACCAGAAUUUACAAGAUACUUUGGAUUGGUAGUCUGUUAUUUAGAGUUUCUCUCCAUCAACAGGGAACCUGUUUCUGAAUAAUCUGAAGCUGGAGAAGGUUGUUCUUAGACACUGUCAGUGAGUUCGUACUGUUAGUUUUGGAAUAAAAUGUACUUAGACAUUAGCUAUCUACUUAAGUCUCUUGGCCAAGCUUAUUAAUGGAGACUGAGCUGGAGAUAUAUAUAUAAAUGAGAAUGUUACACUGAUAAAUAGCCUGGGUUUUUGUAGGAACAGGAUUGAACAUCUGCUGGGACAGUGAAUCAGAGCAAUCAGUCAUGACUUCAUUGCAUUUGCAAAUUGGAUCAGACCUUAAUAAAUAUUGCCCUGUCAGUAAAAUAAAUUGACAGCUUGAUCAAAACAUCCAAUGUCCAUCAGCCUCCAGAGAAUUAAAGCAUGAGAGUUAAUUCAGACCGUCACAGGCAUCACAGCACUGGCCUCUGGGUUUGUCUAGACGGCUCCAGUCAGGCUACUGGCAUCACACUGUGUGAUGGCGAAUGCAGCUGUGUACAACACCUUGCUCACUACCAUCAGCUUUUCUCUGUUCCUUAAUGCCAUCACACUAUGAAAAAUGUAUUUUAUCAGUUGUUUAUGAUACCACAUAGAUUAAGAUGUCAUCUUCUGUACGUUAGCAGCAGUGCCAUCGGCAGAGGCAGAUGUUAUAAUAGUAUCUGCACAGAAAUCCCACCUUUGUGUUUCUAUGCCAGUUAGGUCACUGUUGGCUCUGCUACUUAUUUUAUUGAGCCUAAGUAUCUGAAAUAGUGAUUCCUGGUUGGUUGCACUGUAUAAAGAGCACUAAUUGGACACUGGGUGUCAGACAGGUGUGCAUGCUGUCAGUAAGACUAGGAAUGCAUCUGUCCUACAAACCUCUGGACACAUGGUCACCACUGGAAGGCUUUUAGUUCUGCGCUCCAGGUUCUAAACUCUUAUGCAAAUCUGACUAAAGCUGUCAAACAGCUGUCACUGUUCAGUUAAUAUUGUCUCUCAAAUGUCACUAACUGCAGUUUGCCUUUGUCACAUGAAAAUGUGUCAGAGAUUACUUUCUCCUUAUAGCAUGGAAUUAAAUCUAGUUUUACCAAG